Molecule: messenger RNA, 801 nt
Organism: Linnemannia hyalina
Lineage: Eukaryota; Fungi; Mortierellomycota; Mortierellomycetes; Mortierellales; Mortierellaceae
Source: the annotation of a GenBank genome assembly
AUGACUCGCAAAGACGUUACCUUCCUCAGCGGCAACCUCAAACUCGCCGGCCACCUCUAUGUCCCCGACGGCGCCUCCAAAUCCAAGCUGCCUGCAAUCGUCGCCGUGCACCCCUUUGGCGGUGUCAAGGAGCAGACCACCGGCGUCUACGCCGAAAAGCUCUCCGACGAACUCGGAUACAUCACCCUGGCCUUUGACCGCCGCCACCAGGGCAGCAGUGAGGGCGAGCCCCGCCAGCUGGAAGACGGCUACGGCAUGCUUGAAGACAUCAAGUCCGCUGUUACCUACUUGUCCACUCUGGACCAUGUUGACCCUGCCCGCAUUGGUGUCCUCGGCUUCCGCGAAAUCCCCAAGCCCACCUUGGAGGGCAUUCUUGUCCAGGCUGGACAGGCGCGCAUCGACUAUGCCCGAGGUGGUGAGGUCCAGUAUCUGCCCAUUGUGCCCACGAAGGAAGAGAUCACCAAGGACACGACAAAUCUGAUGUCGGAGGCUUCCGAUUACUAUUUGACCUCGCGCGGCGGGUAUGAAACGUCGAUCAACCGGACUGCGGUGUGGAGCUACGACCAGCUGGCCAACUUUGACGCAUUUGCGUACCUGGACUGGAUCGCACCCCGCCCCGUGCUGCUGAUUGCGGGAUCCAAGGCUGACACUCUGCACUUCAGCGAAGAUGCGUACAAGAAGUGCAAGGAGCCCAAGGAGCUGUACCUGAUAGAGGGUGCGACCCACAUUGAGCUCUUUGACCAUGGUGUGCCCAAGGUUCUCCCCAAGCUGAAGGUGUCACAGUAUCAUAAUCUGUUGUGA